Molecule: messenger RNA, 2157 nt
Organism: Linum tenue
Lineage: Eukaryota; Viridiplantae; Streptophyta; Magnoliopsida; Malpighiales; Linaceae
Source: the annotation of a GenBank genome assembly
AGCAUACCGAGAGAGGAACUGAAAUAAACUCCACCGACCAGGCGACCACCGCCAUUUUCUCAAUGCGAAACCCUCUCCGACGAUUGGAAAUCCUCGCCGUUCUGAUUGGGGGGAAGAGUAGCUGGAGUAGAAUCCGCCGUCGCCGAACGAAUCUUCACCUGUGGAUAUUGGCGGAAUAGUCAACUCCGGCGGCGGUGAAAAGUAAGCCUGGACGGUGUGGCGAAACCGAGAAUGUGCAAGCUUGAUUGCUUGCUCUGUGUUUGGUGAUUGUUGUUUAAGGUGUAAUAGUUUCGAGUGGAGGUGAGAAGCAGGAGAGGCCUCAACGAUCCAUACUGUGGCGUCAGCUACGUCCCCGCCACCAGUCUCAUUGUCGUCGUCACCUCCGUGUCUAGUUGGAGGACCCAUCACCUCCAUGACGAAGUAGGAGUGAAGGAAUUGUCAGAAUUGCUUGCUGGGUUGCGUUGUUUCUGAGAGAAUCCGCUUUGCUUAAGGGAUGACUGCUGAAGGUGGGGAAGAAUCACGGCACAACCGGACACGCAGAGAGUUGGUAUGUCAUGCCGGUGCUGGUGCUGCCGCAGGUGCUAUUGCGGCCACGUUUAUGUGCCCAUUGGAUGUGAUCAAGACAAGGUUGCAGGUCCAUGGGCUGCCUGUAUCACAUUCAUCCUUAGGUAGUGCUAUUGUCACAAUCUUACAGAGCAUAGUCAAGACUGAAGGUUUUCGGGGGAUAUAUCGUGGACUCUCCCCUACUAUAUUGGCGAUACUUCCUAAUUGGGCUGUGAGUAUUGUUCCUGUGUAUUUCACAGUGUAUGAAAAAUUGAAAGGCUUGCUUCUUACAAGGGAUGAAAGUGGCCAAUUAACGGUUGGUCGAAACAUGAUUGCUGCUGCUGGGGCUGGUGCUGCCACAUCCAUCGCAACGAAUCCAUUGUGGGUUGUCAAAACUAGGCUCCAAACACAGGGAAUGAGGCCUGGUGUUGUUCCAUACACGAGCAUAUUUUCGGCUUUAAGGAGAAUAACUUGCGAGGAAGGUCUGCGAGGGCUGUAUAGUGGUAUUCUGCCCUCUUUGGCUGGGAUAAGUCACGUUGCAAUCCAGUUUCCUGCAUAUGAAAAGAUCAAGUCGUAUAUGGCAACAAGGGAUAAUACAACUGUUGACAAGCUAGGCCCUGGGAAAGUAGCAAUUGCCUCCUCGAUAGCCAAAGUUGUAGCUUCUGUAACAACUUACCCCCAUGAGGUAAUCCGUUCACGGCUUCAAGAGCAAGGGCAGGUCCGAGGUUCCGAGGCUAGGUAUGCCGGCGUAGUUGAUUGUGUCAGGAAGGUGUUCCUCAAGGAAGGCCUUCCAGGGUUCUACCGUGGUUGUGCUACUAAUUUAAUGAGGACAACGCCGUCAGCUGUCAUUACAUUUACCAGCUACGAGAUGAUACAUAGGUUGUUGGAGCGCCUUAUACUCCCUGACAAGGGGGCAUUCAAAGCCUCAACAUGAACAAAGGGAAGGGUCGAAUAGACGAUGACUAAAAGGUGGUGUUGAACCAGGCGCAAGGAAACCCACAAAAAGAGCUUCCUCCAUACAUCUGUGAUGUAAAUGAAGAGUGAAAAUGGCAUUGCAAGUUCUUAUGUGUUUUGCCUCCUCGACCGUAGAAAGCCGGGUUGUGGGCUAAAUAAGUUGCUCCUAAAUUGUCGCACCAAAGGAUUGGAGCAGAAGGCAGAGGAUGACCUAGUUCUGAGAGGAGAGCUUGAAUCCAUAUUACUGUCGGGGCCAACGUUGCUAGUGCCUGAUACUCACAUUUUGUUGACGAUCGAGCGACUGGCUUUUUGCUUUCCGGUAGACCAAGAUAUGGACUUGCGGUCGCGAGCAAAAGAGGCGCGUCGGAGUAUCCAUGUAUUUGAGGGUGAGAAGAGUGCUGAAAAAACCAUCCCUUUGUUUAGAGUGCCCCACAUUAUCCGUUUUACUGCCGAUCUGUGAGCCUCAGUGGGUGUAUGCUGAUAUAGUGAAACAUGAUUGACGACAAAGGAGAGGUUUGGUCGUGUGAAACAUAAGUAUUGUAACCCACCAACGAUACUACGGUACAGACCAGGAUCAAAGAAGGCUGGAGAUGUGUCGGAAGCACUAUGAAUAAUCUGAUCAACAAUACAUGGAGCAGAAAUUUCCUUUUAGCUUACGAC